Dothidotthia symphoricarpi CBS 119687 is the source of this 1862-nucleotide messenger RNA. Its product is annotated as FAD-binding domain-containing protein. The coding region runs from base 208 to 1728 and encodes 506 amino acids. Lineage: Eukaryota; Fungi; Ascomycota; Dothideomycetes; Pleosporales; Dothidotthiaceae. The transcript is spliced from 3 exons. Gene Ontology annotation, molecular function: FAD binding. The record is from RefSeq and is a predicted model, not a curated record.
UUGGCGAUCAUUCCUUCAGAACCGGCAACAUGACCCUUUUGAGCGACGUUUGCGCGGUCAUGGACAACUGAAUUAUCGUAGUCAGGGGUUGAAAUAUGCCGCGGAGGCGAUGCGAACGGGCUUCUUAGUCACGAUUUGUAUAAAGCCGUAGGUGCUUCCCAUAAUGGCUCACCGUCCCAGUGCGAUUGAAACGCUAGCAAUCACGAUAUGGCAAUCUCAAUAAGUAUAGCGGCACUUUUGCUCUCUAUUCCAGCUCUUGCUGCUGAGCCCGCUGUAACUAGUCUAUCUGGCGGCCAACAAUCAGCGUGCUCUGUGUUCAAACUCCAGUACCCCCAACAGACGUUCUACCCCAACACUUCAGGCUACACAUACGAAACUCAGUCUUCUUACUGGUCGGCGACAACGUUUAAUGGACCGGCAUGUGUCUUCGUCCCACAAACUGCUCAGCAGAUGUCGUUUGCAGUCACUACGAUGACUCUAACACGGUCAAAAUUUGCUGUUCGCGGCGGUGGUCACAUGCCCAUACUAGGAUACAAUGGAGUUGACAGCUCAGGAGUACUACUGUCGUCAUCCAACCUUACCUCAUUGACACUCUCAUCCGACCAAACCACCGUGUCGGUCGGACCGGGGAACCGAUGGAGAGAUGUUUAUAGCCUCCUAGCGCCUCGUGGACUUGCUGCUGUUGGAGGUCGCGUGGGGCAUGUCGGCGUGCCUGGCUUACUGCUUGGAGGAGGUAUCUCGUUCUUCUCUUCGCAAUACGGCUUUGCUUCUGACAAUGUCGUCAAAUACCAGUGCAUAUUAGCGAGUGGAUUGAUCGUAGAGGCAACAGCCACCAAUGCCUACUCUGAUCUCUUUUGGGCCUUGCGAGGCGGCGGAAACUCUUUCUGCCUUGUCACACGCUUCGAUUUGAAAACUGUUGUUUCGAGCAAAGUAUGGGUAGGAAUUGCUCAGUUCGAUGAGUCGCAAGCAAAGGGAUAUCUGGACGGCGUGUACAACUUCGGCAAAUACGGUGCUCCGUCCGAUCCAAAGGCCGCCAUCAUCCCUACCAUUCUCACUUUCCCGUCGGCAAACUUGACCGUCUACGCAGCGGCAAAGUUUUACGAUUCGCUGACCAAUAGCCCAACUGCCUUCGAGAACUUUACCGCACCAAGGCUCACACCGGUCGCCGAUUCAUAUGCACUACAACCGUUGUCAGACUACAUUUCGGUAACGGAUGCUCUCCAGCCAAACGGUCUUCGACAAGCAUUCCGUGUCAUCUCGUCUGUCGUCAAUCGUGAGGCAGUCCAGGAAAUCCACGACACCUUUAUUUCAGAGGUAGCGGAGACCCUCGCAGCUGUUCCCAACAUCCAGGCGUCUAUUACCUUUCAGCCAGUGACCAAAGACUUCCUGCAGCACAGCAUCAAUAGCGGAGGAAAUCCGCAGGGAGUCGACCCCUCCAAAGCGCCCUAUUUCUGGAUGGUCGAAAACUGGACGUGGGACGACGCGGCCUAUGACGCUAUCGUCCAGAAUGCUGCUGAUAACAUUACCUCUAGUAUCAACAAGCUACUAGAAGCUGGCUCGUGGGAAGCGGGGUAUUUGUACAUGAACGAUGCAGGGUAUGGCCAGCGCGUCUUCCAGAGCUACCCGGCCGCGAAUUUACAGAAACUCAAGACUAUUCGUACCAAGUACGACCCUCUGCGAAUCUACUCAGAUUUGAUGCCUGGGGGGUGGAAAGUCGUCGAGGCAUAAUUUCAUUGCACUUAUCUGCAAGGCUUUUAACCUUUGUCUACGUCAAAUCCUCGUAAUUGAAAAAAUCUCCCAUCACGAAUGUUUGGAAACUUAGUGAAGAUAGUUCAGCACUGUGAUAGUAAAUAUAAAUUAGG